AACACUGGAACUGGCAUUGUAAUUGUACUGCAACGUUUCAAGUCUGAACUGAAGGAAAUGAUGACAAUUAAACGCAACAGUUACUGUGAUUUCUACAAACAUGAUUCUUUGCGGUGACAUUUGUCUAUUUUUACUAUGGAAUUGCUUUUUUCUUCCUAACCAUGCUACGUGCAUGGACUUGGACGAUGAAGAAACAAAUUUCGAUAAACCCAGUCUGCCGAGAGGGCAUUUAAAGCCUCUUGGAUCACAUAAGGAAGCAAAUUUCAUCGACGAACUGUACGACACUCCAUCAGCUUGAUUUUGGAAUGAUUAUGUUAAGAUUUCAAAACCUGUUGUACAGGGUGCCGUUAAGGAGUCCAACGCAUUCAAACUGUGGACGAGCAAAUAUUUGGAUGAUACUUAUGGCAACUUGGAAGUAAGAUUAGAAAGUAAAGUAGAAACGUCAGGAAAAGUCCCUAUUGGGGCCAAAGGACUUGGAAGAGACACUAUUGGAAAUUUUGUUUCGAAAUACCAAGACAACGAUGCUUAUAUUAUUUCGGAGCUACCUACGCCAAUGUGGAAAGAUAUAUUGGUACCAUCAUGUUUAACAUGUGGCUCAUUUUUACACAGUUUCGUAGAGAUUGAUCUAUGGAUGAGUUCAAAAGGAAGCCAUAGUCUUCUACAUAAGGACGCGUUUAACGCCAUCAACUGUCUGUACAACGGAACGAAAGAAUGGAAACUCAUCGAUUAUAAAUAUGAGGCCAUGAUUUAUAAAGCUGAGGAGUCUGAGUAUGAAAGGGGUUUCUCAUUGAUAGAUGUACAUUCUGUGGAUCUAGUUAAGUAUCCUUUGUUGAAGGACGUUCCUUGGUCACACGUUAUCAUUCACCCUGGUGACUGCCUGUUUUUACCCAAGAGUUAUUAUCACCAAGUAAAUUCAUUUGGCAAUACCAAUGUUGCCGUGGCAAUCCUCUUUUCUCGUCUCGAUGAUCUCAAAGAGUUUAACAACACUGGAUGUGGCAACCAGACUUCAUCCCCUCUAUCUGAUAUGGACGUUGACUGGAAAUACCCUGGUUACGGAAAAUUAUCCAUGGGAAAUCCCUCUCUCGAGACCAUGAGGAACAACUUGAAAAUCACAUUGAAUAAAGAAAAAUACCCACACUCGCAAUCGUCUCUAACGAUGCUUGAGGAACUGCUUUUACUGAAGGGAGAUGGAAAGGCCUUGUUUAAAGAGGUUAAUGCCAAACUUAACAAGCCUGAGGAUAAUCAUAUCACAGAAGAAGACCUUGACUCACUAUCAAAAAAUGAUCUUCGUGACAUUUUUGUAGCCUUUGAACCCUACGAGCCGUCAAAUCAUUACACCUAUGAGUACUCCUAUAUUAAAGAAAAGGACAUCAGGUCAUUGCUUAAUAAGUUAAUCCGAUUAGAUGGCGGAGUUUAUCGUGAAAAAUGGGAAAAAUUAUAUCAAGAGGAUCUUGGUGGAACAAGAGCUUUUGCUUCUCAGUUGUUUGAAGGUUUCCAAUCGUCAAACAAGAGCAUGGCGUCCACUGAAGAAGUGAUGAAGAAUAUAAACACAGUUCUUGAACCAUACAUUUACUACAGAAAUAAAACUGCAUUUGACCUGAGAUCUCAUUAUGAUGCUGUUGAUGAUGAUUAUGACGAGGACGAUAGUGAGGUCAAUGACGACAGGAAGCAUUCUACCGAUAAUGAAUGGAUAUCGAUAGACCACCAUAAACAUCCCGUGAUAAAAGGUGAUGAUGAUGUACAUAAUUCUCACCAAGGUCAAGAUGAUAAAAGGGGAAGAUUCACUCAAUUAAGUGGUUACCAAGAAUCAGACGACGACAAUCUGGGAUAUAAGGACAACGAAAAACUAAAUGAUGGUCGUAAUGUCGAAUAUCAUUCUUUCCAAAAACUCGAGCAUCAUAACUAUCCUACACAUAAUGAAAAUGAGGAGGAAAAUUCUCAGAAAAAUGAACUGUGAUGUUUGUUGUAACAUAAUUUUUUGUUGUACAGUAGUUAGCCACGUGUUUAUUGUUUUAUCAACUAAAGUUUCGUCUAUUACUACAACUGUCACAGUACACCUACGCUUAUAAGAAUAAUUUGCUAUCUUCAGAAUACACUAACUUUUUGAAAAUCUUAAA
Molecule: messenger RNA, 2117 nt
Organism: Xenia sp. Carnegie-2017
Lineage: Eukaryota; Metazoa; Cnidaria; Anthozoa; Malacalcyonacea; Xeniidae
Molecular function (GO): 2-oxoglutarate-dependent dioxygenase activity
Source: RefSeq, a predicted model, not a curated record